This is a messenger RNA of Papilio polytes (common Mormon), 6165 nucleotides long. Its product is annotated as ankycorbin. The record is from RefSeq and is a predicted model, not a curated record. The transcript is spliced from 8 exons. Gene Ontology annotation, biological process: protein localization to ciliary inversin compartment. Gene Ontology annotation, molecular function: protein binding. Gene Ontology annotation, cellular component: ciliary inversin compartment. Bases 1090 to 5595 code for a protein of 1501 amino acids. Lineage: Eukaryota; Metazoa; Arthropoda; Insecta; Lepidoptera; Papilionidae.
AUAAUAACUAAGCAGCAUAAAUAUGUAACACUUAUAUAAAAAAAUCCCAGUGAAACGUGCUCAAAAGGAUUUACCUUUGUUUUACUUAAUUUACAUAAAAUACAAAAAAGUGCGCAUUUAUAAUGUUAUUAAAGUGUAAGUUAUUGGUGUAACAUAAGUUACUAUUGAGUAACUAUAUGUAUUAUAUUACUAUUAAGUGAUGAUGUAGAAGUCUUAUGUUAAUUUUGAUUGGGCUCUCUAAAGCCAGCUACACACGUUCAUAUAAACCGCACAGUUUCAACCGAAUAGUCAAACUAUACAGUAAUCGUCGUGUUCAGGGUGACCAUUUCGCGAAGCGGUGGCGUGCCGAGCUUACGUCACGUUUCGUCGCCGAAACGCGAUAACGUGAACUAUGCCAGUAGCUCUCUCCAACGUCGGCCACGCCGCCCGCUACGCCGCCCUCUACGCCGCCCGCCUAAUAACCCUAAUCGUCUACAGCACCUUCUAAUCAAACUUCAUCCCCUUAACCUUCAAAGUCUCCUUGUGCUUCGGUAAUCACUAAAGUUUGCAAGUUACAGAGACUGAAAUAUGCUCUUUAAAUAUUUUGACAUUUCAACACACGGAUAAUUAUGUAUUGUCGCAGUAGGUCACUUAUCAGAAAGGAAUCGAUAGAUAAUUAUAAAUAACGUAUGUUUGUCACUUUUAAACGUUUAUAAUUCCUGAAGAGAUUAAUAAUAGGUCAAAUAUGUCUGAUAUGACACUGCACAAUAGCAGCAAAACAAUUACUUUACAUGUAUACGAAAGGAAACUGGUUCAAUGCCACCGAUUUACUGAAUAGAUAGUGCCAGUGAAUAGUGAAGCCUUUUUGAAAGUUCGAAUGUAAGAAUUUAUAAGAUGGUGACCUGAUUUAACGUGCGAAGUGAUUCGUGAGGGCAUUGCGUGGCCCCUCCGCCCAACGCCACCUUUGUCCGGUGGCGGGCAGCGGGCAGUCGUGGCGCUUACGAGACUCGGGCCAGUCUGAGGCACGCGCCCUCCGUGCCCGCUCGCCCUCGCGCCGCUCUCUCCCUAUCCCUCACCGACACAUGGCACGCACACCUUAGCCCCGUUGUUAUGGAAAAGCGCGGCGCCAGCGGCCGCAGCGAGCCUAUACCCAGCAUACUUAAGAAACCGAAACCGCCUCGUGGCGAUCUUGUGGACAAAAGUACGAAGAUCAAACGAGAGAAGACCAGCUCGAGGAAGUAUGGAGAUGUGAGUCAUUCGUUGGCUCACGGCUGCACGCCGCUUAUGUACGCUUGUCAGCAAGCCGACUAUAGGAGCGUCGUUGACUUCCUUAAUAAGGACCCAUCAUCAGCGCGUGUGCGUGAUCGCGCGCAGCGGUGUGCGCUGCACUACUGUGCGGCGAGCGGGGCGGCGCGCGCGGCUGCACGUGCAGCGUGCGCGGAUCGCGUGCUGAUGGCGGCGCCGGCGCUGGCAGACGCUCGCGACGCAGACGGCCUCACGCCACUGCACCUCGCCGUGGUGCAUGGAAACGUACCCCUCGUGCAGACCCUGCUGGCUGCUGGCGCUGACGUUAACGCGAGAGACAACGAGCAACAUACCGUCGUGCAUUGGGCAACUGUGUGCGGCGAGGUAGGAGCGUUGCGCGCAGUGCUGGCGGCGGGCGCGGACUCGGCCACGCCGGACCAGCACGGUGGCUACCCGCUGCACUACGCCGCGCAGAUGUGCGGCGCGCCCGCUGCCACAGAUCACCAGAGCCGUGGCGCUGCGCUGGAAGUGUUACGUGCGCUGGUGCGCGAGGGCGGCGCCAGCGUGGCUGUGCGCGACGCGGACGGGCGCACACCGCUACUGUGGGCCGCCUCUGCCGGCUCGGCCGCAGCGGUGCUCGCGCUGCACCAGGCUGGCGCCCGGAUAGACGAUGCUGACAGAGAUGGUUUAACAGCAUUGCACUGUGCAGCGGCGAGGGGACAUACAGAAGCUCUGGAAACGUUAGUAGGUCUAUGCGGGGCCCGCGUGGACAUGGCGGACUCGCACGGCUGCACGCCGCUGCACUAUGCCGCUGCGCUGGGCCACGCAGACGCGACCUCGGCGCUGCUGGAGCACGGCGCCGACGCGCACCGACAGGAUAAGAGGGGACGCAGCCCUGCCCACACCGCCGCCGCUAAAGGACAAAUAGAAACCGUUCGCAUAUUAGGGGCGAAGGGGGCUAAUUUGUGGUUACGCAACUCUAAAGGUGAUUUGCCUUUACAUGAAGCUGUUGCAUCAGGACGUAGAGAAUUAGUCAAGUGGCUUUUGGAUGGAAGACCUUCUCAAGUGAAUGCAACAAACCAUGAAGGUCGCACGCCAUUGCAUAUUGCCGCAGCCACCGACAACGCCGAUCUCUGUAAACUGUUACUCGAUCGCGGUGCAGAAGUUAACCUUGUUGCAAGAUCCUCCAGAAACGAACCUUUAACACCGUUGGAUUGUGCUACAAGCCGAGGCCACAGGUCAACUGCAAAGUAUUUGCAGAUGCAUGGCGGUUUACCUGCUUCCAAACUCUCAAAUACUCAAAUAACAAUUGACGGUGCUCCUAUCACAGGAUUGCCUCAACGUAAAGUGACCAGUACAAAAAUCGAUGUACGUGAUCGUAUUAGAAUAGAAAAAAAAGAAGUAGUCGAGCUCUCGAGUCCUUCACUAGUAAGGCGAAGUACAAAAGAUAGAAGUUACGAUUAUUAUACUAACGAUUCUUCUUCUGAUGACAGGAAAACCCGAAAACGAUUUCAAGAUAAGCAUUCGGAACAAUAUCAAAACCGUAAAAAACCACAACUUAAGCCGCAAAAAAGUUUCAGUGAUGGUUAUGAUAGUGAAUUCGAAGUGUAUGAUAAAAAAGACCAUAAACGAAAAUACAAACGAAGGCCCAGAAGUAAGAAGAGUAGAUCUAGAAGUGAACCAUCCAGACGACGUGGCAAAAGUGCAAAGCAACAUCGUCGUUAUCACUCGACAUCGGAAAGUUCAUCAGAUACUGACAGUCACGAAGAGAGAAAAAAGAAACGCGGUCGACAUAAGCGAGGUAGAAGAAAGACUAGCACUUCAUCUGAAAAUAGUAGCUCAGAAUCGAGCGAUAGACGGAGCACAAAAAGAAAAGGCAAGAAAACAUCUAUUCACAUUGAACAUGACGACGAGAAACAGAAAGUGAACAUAGUGAAAUAUAAAAAUAUGGAUUACAAUCGAAACCUACCAAUCGAUAAUGAAGGUGGCAGUUUUUUAGACGUAUCCAAAAUCCACGAAGAAACAGACAAAGAACAAGCAACAGUUAAACCAAAAUCUUUUAGUGAAACUGAAACCGAGGCUGUUUCGGUUAAAACAAACAUGGUAGUUACAGAAGCACAAAUACAUAUGGAGCGCGAAUCUACACUUAAUGGUAGUUCAGAGUUAAUAGUAAAAAUGGAUUCAUCAAAUAAUGUUGCUAUAGAAACGUCUAAUUUGUCUGUAACUCAUAAAGACUUAAAUGAAGAGUCCAAAAAUAAUUUAGAAAGUAAUAAUGUUGAAAUCGCUUCUAAUAGUGAACAAAAAACUGAAGAUGAUAGUGUAAAACUAGAUGAAAUGAAAAAUGAUAUUACAGAAGAAGCAAGGCAAGCUAUGGAAGAAAUAAAAGAAGAAAAGGCUUCAAUAAUAACAGAUAUUCCUACAAAAAAUUUGCAAAAUACUAGUGAUAUUCGUGAGGAUGAGAACAAGCCCGAAGAAAUAACAGUAAUAAGUGAAGAUAGAAAAACUGAAUUAAAUGAAGAUCAAACUCAAGAUAAACAUCAGUCCUUAUCGAAUGUUGAUAAGGAUUCCAAAUCUAGGCCAUCUUCUGCAGAAAAAAGUAAAGAAACCUCCUCUGGACCAAAUUCUAAUUUAGAGUCACCUCGCAGAAGAUCAUUUCAAAUUCUAUCUGGACCAGAUGAUACAAGCAAAAGUGAUAACUUACCCUUAGAUAAACAAAGCUUAGAAAAUGUAAGUGAUGAUAACUUAGGAUCUCAGGAUAAAACUACCUCUCCGUCAGUUUCGUUUGCUAAAAAACACGAAAUUUUCAAAAUUAACGGCUCUGAUAAUUCAUCUGAUCAUUUGAUGGGUGAAGAGGUGGAACAUGUUGAAUUUCAAGCAGAAAAGGGCGAGAAUGUAAAAAACGGGGCAAGUGAUGGUAAUAAUCAAGAGGAUAAAAGAUCACAAUAUGCAUCUACCACGACUAGUAGCAGUGACGUGGCACGAAGCAUCGAUAACAGUAAGAUAAAAAAAUCUCGCGCUGAUACAGUUAGUGUCGAUCGUGCUGUUAAACAAAUUGUAAUGCAAAGUGGAUCCGAAGAGAUUCAAGAAAAUGAAUUUUCAUCACUCACCUCUCCUAAACAAGCAAGAAAGAGCUCGAGAGAUAGUCAAGUAAGUAGUCGAAAAAGUAGCAUUUACGAAACUGAAAGUUACAAAGUCCUUUCAGAUGCCACAAAUGCUGUUGAAGGCAUUUUAAAAAAGUCUAACAUAAUGGAUGAGGGAUCUAUUGAAGAAGACAAAUUCGGUGCUGAGGACAAAUUAACGCUUCUUAGAGAAAAUUUUUUUGGUAGAGUACCUAGUGUUAGCGAUAAUGAGAUAUAUUACAGCCAUUCCGAAGCUGACGGUCGUCGAAAGCGAUUUCGAAAGAAAGGGCGAACAAAAAGUCGGAUAACAAUAAGGUCCAAAAGUGAAAAUUCAGAAAGAGGUUAUGAAUCUAGCGGGUUAAUGGAUUCUGGAUUCGAACCAAGUCCCAGACCGGUACAAAGAUGUAUAAUGAGUCCCCGGCUUAAUGCAUACUAUCAACAAAGAAAUGCAAGUGGCAAAUUUCGCGGGAGACCGGAUAGCAAGAUACCCGUCCGAAAACCUGGCGACAAAAAUGCCGUGGAUAUGAGAACGGUAACACAAAGAAUACAAACUAAUAUGAGACGGUAUUACUGCGAACGAAAAAUAUUUCAGCAUCUGUUAGAACUCAAACGGCUACAAAUAAGAACUAGCAAGACAAAUGAAGCAGUACUGGUGAAGAGAGCAAUCGACGAAUAUAACAAAUCUAGUCUGGCCAACGUUGGACUGGGCCCGUACAAUAAUCCUGAUUUUUCAUUUAGUAGUUUUGAAAAAUUCCUGUACGAUAGUUUAAGAAAAUUACAGAAGAGUGGAAAGAGACAUUUAGAUAAGUUGCCUGAGAAACCAUUGGAUUUUGAUUACGGCGAAAGCGAAUUGUACAAAAUGGCUGCUAUUCCGGAUAAUCCUUGCUUAUGUACCAGCAAGACCCACAGAUGUUUUCAUGCUGUACAUGCUUACACUGGGAUACCAUGUUCUGCGUAUAUUCCAUACAAAUGGAAUCACCAUACAAUGCCUAAACCGUCAACGGCGGGGCCGAGUACAAAAUCUAAAGGCUUCCUACCAAAAAUUAACUCGAAACCACCGACUGGUGCGAACAAGGCUCACUUUACUCUGGAAGUGUCUCACGGCACAGAAAAACAAUUAAUCGCUUUACCCGCAGAAAAACUGGACAAAAACAAGAGAUAUUACGUGACGUUUACGGUUAAAGGUUCCGAGCCCACGUCAGACGACAACGCCGCACCCAGCCCCAAUAACAAAAGUAUACGAAGUGGCUAAUUGUUAUCGAAUUAAAAAUGUAACUAUAGAUAAAUGUUGUUCCCUAAUUAAGUCAUAGAUGUGGUAAAAAAUACACUCAAUUCAAAUUCGAGUAUUUAUUAACAGAGGUAUUUUAUGUAUUUAUCAGGACUUUAAGAUAUGUGUAUAUGUUACAUUUUUUAUUACACAAGGCAAAACAGAGAAUUAAUUUGGUCUUCGGUUAGUUAUAAUUUAGUUACUAGACUGAUCCGUCCAAUUGUAUUUUUAAUAUAGAUAUUUUCUUAUCAAAUAAACAUUGAAUAUUAAAAGAUAGAUGUAAAAUGUUAUUACAUCUGUCUCAUUAAAAUAUUGACCCUAUAUUAUGUAUGGUGUGAUGCUUUCUCUCUAAUCCCUGGUUCACACUUAACCAGUAUAGUUGAAGUGUAGAUGAGCACAAUUUGAACAAUACCUAAUAUCAGUGAGUGAAAACAACACAUUGCUGGCCUGCGCUACUGUCCCACUGUAUCGGUCCGGUGUGAACCAGGCAUUGUUUUUUUAUGUAUUAAAUGUUAUUUUAAAAAUAAUGUAGUAAUUAAAAGUGUUGAAAGGAAA